AUGCAUUUACCUGAUAUGAGCGAAGAAGAAAUCAGAAUGCAGACCCAGGUGAUCUUAAAUGAGGUGACAGAUGACACUAACAAGUCUGCUGCGCUGCAGGCAAUCCUGCAGCGCAUCCUUGAUAACAAUGAAAUCGCGCUCGUCGACAAGCACACUCAGGCCAAGAAGUCUGUGAACCCCGGUCCAUUGGGUCUUAUUGGCUUCGGUAUGACAACCAUCCUGCUCAAUGUACACAACGCAGGUAUAUAUGGGCUUGGCUCUGUGGUUCCAGCCAUGGGUCUUGCGUUGGGAGGUGGCCUUCAACUGCUCGUUGGCCUCUUGGAGUACUUCAGGGGCAAAUCGUUUCCUGCCGUGGCUUUCAUGAGCUACGGUGCCUUCUGGCUCUCCCUCGUGGCUGUGUGGAUGUUGCCCCAGGAGAAUCACCUCCACAUUCAGCCUUCUGAAAAGACAUUCCUUGGACUGUACCUGUUUUUGUGGGGCCUCUACACUGCAUGCAUGGCGACGGUUACUUUCUUCACGUCGCAUCGCCUGAUGCAGUUUCUCUUCAGCUCUCUGACGCUCUUGUUUUUACUCCUCGCCCUUGGUGACUUCACCGAAAACAGUACAAUUACGAAAAUCGCUGGCUACGAGGGUAUUGUGUGCGGCACAUCUGCGAUCUACAUCGCAUUUUCGGAGAUCCUCGAGGACAACAUUGGGCACUCGAUUCUGCCGCUGUUCCCUGUGCGUCGUGAUUAG
Molecule: messenger RNA, 735 nt
Organism: Trypanosoma grayi
Lineage: Eukaryota; Euglenozoa; Kinetoplastea; Trypanosomatida; Trypanosomatidae
Product: GPR1/FUN34/yaaH family protein
Exons: 1
Coding region: 1-735 (244 amino acids)
Biological process (GO): acetate transmembrane transport; succinate transmembrane transport
Cellular component (GO): plasma membrane
Molecular function (GO): acetate:proton symporter activity
Source: RefSeq, a predicted model, not a curated record